Hyaloscypha bicolor E is the source of this 1967-nucleotide messenger RNA. RefSeq lists its product as uncharacterized. Gene Ontology annotation, molecular function: protein binding. Bases 477 to 1865 code for a protein of 462 amino acids. Lineage: Eukaryota; Fungi; Ascomycota; Leotiomycetes; Helotiales; Hyaloscyphaceae. The record is from RefSeq and is a predicted model, not a curated record. The transcript has 2 exons.
AGACUAGAUUUUAUGCCUCUCCUUUUAUAAGCCUUUUAUAAUUUCUUUUUUCCCUUGGGAUGUACAUGGGUGUUUUGCGUGCUUCAUUCGGUGCUGAAAACGGAAGGUCAUACAGUGUCGAAUGUCUGAGUGAUCUUUGAUUCGACACCAUCCUCGGAACUCCUCUUUGCAGGAACGGCUGCGGAAGCCACCCGGUAUCUCGGAUUGGCCCUGGCAAGCGACGCCCUGGCGGUGUGGUGGGAUCUUCCAAGUAAUAUCAUUGGUCAGUUCUGGAACUGGCGAGGGAAAUGCAGCAGAUCGUGAUCCCACGGCCGUGGGAUCGAAACUUCGCAGAAAUCGAGUUAGGGCCCUAGCACCUAACAUGCGGGAUCGUUACUGCUCUCCGGAAGAGUUGGAUCAUUUCGCAGUCUAUCAUCAACCUUCGAUUAAUGUUUGUCUUGUUUCUAUCCUUCUGCGCCUGAAGAUUAACAACCAGUAUGGCUCCUUCGAAGCCGGGAGGCAGACCCAAGAACGCUUGGAAUUCUUCCAGGAGAAGAAAACUGGUGCACCUCUACACGUUGACAGAUCUCAAUACGGCAGAGAUUGGGAAGGUUCUUAAGGCGGAUCAGUUCAACCCUUGUUUGAGAGAUAUUCAAGCAAGGCUCAAAGAUCUCUUACCUAGCGACUACACAAAGAAAUUCCAUCAAUAUCGACCAAGAAAUGGAACCUCCGCCAAUGUACGCCUCGAAGGGCUCCAACAACAUCGUCAAGCUCGAAAGUCAAGCGCUGUGCGGUUUGCGAAGGACAAACAGACACUGCUCUCUACUCGGGGAGAUAAUACCCACCCAUUGACAGAUCCAUACCGAGAUUUUGAGGGGCCCUUGUCAGCAUUUCGCAACUAUUAUGAAAACCAGAGUGUAUCUGUCAAAUGGCAGCAGUUAUCUCUGUCUGCUCAUCCAUCAGAGUCGCAACUAAUCACGCCUUCGCUGCUCCUCUUGGAUGGCUCAAGUGUUCCAAGCACUUCAGUCAACCCAAAUUCCCAACGCCAAAGCACUGCAAUUCAGUGCCCGAAUUCCCAGUCAACGCCAGAUCUUUCGCUGGAGCAAUCUCAAGAGCCAAUUCGUCCAACAAGCCCUUCUUCCACUGCAAGUAUCCAGAGCUUGCAGGCAAGGCUUCCACGUCAUGCUGCCUCUGUAAUUCGGCACGUUCGAUCAGUUCUACGCUACUCCUCCAGCAACUCUUCGAGGUCAAGCACCUCGGUACGUUCGAGUUGGGUAUCCUUUCGAAGCCAGAUGUCAAUAGAAUCAGCAUUCUCGACAGGCGCUUCAUUGUUAGACGGUGAUUCAAUCUCAUUAGACACAGAGACUAAGGAUUUCGAUACCUGCCCUUCAGAACGAAUGUAUUAUCAGCGGCCUGUACUAUCUGCCUCAUCACCUGCAAGCCCAGGAAUUCAAGCCAAGACGAUCAAUAUCAGAAUGAGAUCUCCAUCGGCUAGGCAUUACAGCAACGUAUUGAAAAGAAGAGGGUGUGAUUGUAUAUUUACCGUUGGAAAACAAUCACCUUCAAACAAUUGGCCUAAUCAGUGUGGAAAUUGCGGCCUGGCCCCUGUGCAUCUGCUUGCUCUCAGCCUAGCAGGAGUCAAUCAAAUCUGGGAUUUCCAUCUGGAAAUAAACCAAAAAGAUUUUUUGGACAACAGACCUCUUCACUUUGCGGCUAUGACUUCCCAGACUGACCCCGAGGUCUUUGUCAAAUUGGUCGACAUGGGGGCAGAUGUCGGGUCUGUAACCACCUGUGGAGAGAGACUUUUCUACACCUUCUGUUCAGACAUUUAUUGGCGAAAAAUGUGUCAAAAUUCAUACCCCUCUUGCGGCGUCUGGAAGCUCUAAACUUUUCAUUCACAAGCCGAGAUUAUUUCGGUCGUCAGCCAUUUCAUGCCCUUCUUCGUCGGCGUCAAGGGGGUCAUGACUUCUUACUCAACGAUGUCGGCA